Molecule: messenger RNA, 2047 nt
Organism: Triticum aestivum (bread wheat)
Lineage: Eukaryota; Viridiplantae; Streptophyta; Magnoliopsida; Poales; Poaceae
Exons: 9
Coding region: 1242-1859 (205 amino acids)
Biological process (GO): transposition
Source: RefSeq, a predicted model, not a curated record
UCAGUCCUGCGGCUCACAUUCACCUCUCUCUCAACGCCGGUCGCCGCCUAGAUGUGUCACCUGACUUGCCACCGUCCUCCACUCUCGUCUCAGAUUUGACCCCAAAGUCAAGCGGUAGGCAGCAGCAGCAGGUUCCCGUGUCGCCAUGAGCUGGAUGGGGAAGCGGGGGUUGGGUGGGGAGAGCCCGCACUGGCGGAGAAGACGGACGAGGACUGGCGGCCUCGGAGCUACUGGCGGCCCCGGAGGUACCUCGCCGCCGCGUCCAGUUCGACCCUGCCUCCUGCAAGCAUGGCGACUUCUUCGACACCGUCUGAGCGGGCCACGACCUAACCACGCCCAAUCUCUUCAGGAUGACCCGCUUGCAUCAUAGGCGUGUCUCAAUGGCUAGGUCGAACAGGUCUUCUUCUAGUGCCUCCGUAGGAAACAAUGGAUCAACUCAGUCAACUGUACAGGCUAAAAAGCCUAGAACACCAAGAACUAGGACUACAGCCGGUCUCAGACUAGAGGAAAUUGACCGACCGCUUAUAGUUCCCAUUGGCAUGGCAUGGGAAAGGCACCCAUACAGUGCUCGUGAUCCAUCAACGGUGUUAGGUGCCUUAGUGCGCCAGAUGUAUCCACCGCCAAUUGGUCCAAAAAAUGAUCAGAAACCGGUAUUGUGUUGGGAGGACUACAAGUGGUCCCCUGGUCCAGAAGUAAGAACAGCAGCUUCCAAAAUAGUGGAAGAAUUUUGGUGGCGUUUCAAGUGUGACCCAUCGGAGCAAGAGAAGGCAGAUGGUGUUUUGGAGGAGAACUUAACUAGGAAAGUGAAGCAGAUGCUACAUGAGGAAAAGGCGGCAGCCAUCAAAAGAUUAAAGAAGAAGGGACAAUUGCCUACAGAACUAACAGAAGAGGAUGAGGAUGGUAACCGCUGGCCAACUAAGGAAGCUUUAAUUUCUGCAAAGAGAGUUGACUUUGGUACAGACGUUGGUUGGCGUCUACUAUGUGAGCACUAGAGUAGUACUGAAUUUAGAGGGUUAUCUUUAACCAACAAAAGGAAUAGACUUGCUAAUGGGGACACGGUCUUCCAUUGCAGUGGUGCUAGAAAUGUUGUCGCCACAUGUCAAUUUCUGAAACUCAAAACCGGGAAAGACCCUGGAAUUUCUGGUGCUUGGCUUCACACGCACAAAUUGCAUCGAGGGACUGAUGAAGAGCAGAUAUGCAGUCAAAGAACUGCUGAUCAUUGGGAGGAUUUUGAUAAGGCAAUGAAAAAUGCCCAUGGAGAAAAUUGGGAAGAGGAGCACCCGGAUUUAGAUGGACAAAUCAUCUACGAAGCAGCAGGCAGAAUGCCACAUGGCAGGCUGGGAAUUGCUAAUGAGUUGUUUAGCAAAGCAGAGAAGGCGAAGUUUAAGUCUAAAAGGGCGAUGGCCUCACAGCCGGUGCAAUCUGCUAAGGAGGAGCGUCUAGAAAGAGAAAACAAAUAUUUGAAGCAGGAGAUCAAUCGUCUUCGAGGCAUUGAGCUUGUUGUUCAGUCUUUGGCUGAGAAAGGGGGAGUCGACUUUGAUGGCAUAAUGCAAUCAGCAACAGAUGACUUGUCUCCAUCAUAUUCUGAAGGCGGAUUUCAAAGGGGACGAGGUGAUGUGCCUCAACACCAAACCGAAAAGGGAAUGGGAAGCAGGACUGGAGGCAGUACGAGUCAUGGAAAUGAUGAUGAGGACGACGACUAUGGCAAUGGGGGAUAUGGUAACUAUGGCGAGGGUGAUCUGUAUGGUGAUGAGCACUAUGAUCACUAUGGUGAUGGGGAAUAUGAUGACUAUGGAGAUGAGGAUGACUAUGUCUAUGGCUAUGGCGGUGGCGAUGGCGAUGAUGAUGAUUGGCUAUAAAAUCUAAUGAUGUUCAAGUCAUGUCAAAAUGUAGUUGUGUUAGAUAUUUGAAACACUUUAUUAUCUUAUGGACAAAUUUGUCUUAGUGGACAAUUUAUCUUAUGCAAAAUGUGGCCUAUCUCAGUUACUAUUUUGUUCUGCAUUCGACAUUUGAUAAUUAUGGUUAAUGCAAUUUGGAUGCAACUCAA